CUUUUUUCGACAACUAUAGAAAACGUGCAUAGCAAAUGAACGAAGAGGGUGAAUUUUAUGGACAAGAGGAGGAAGGCUUUGAAGAACUUGUCGAAAAGAGCCUUGGAACUGCUCUCGAUGACGAUCAGGAUGACGGAGAAAUAGAAGAAGAUUUACUAUCAGAUAUUGAGGAAAACGACGAUGGCGAAGACGCAGAAUACAGUGCCACAGUGAAAAGAGAAGAGCGGUUACAAUCUGUGAUGAAUAUGGCCAGAAACCCUUUAGCGGUAUUGUCUACUGGUGAUCAAAAGGACGAACAGGCCAUCAAACGUAAAGUAGCAAUGCUUUGUUCAGCCUUAGGUGGGUUUGAUCCAAAUCCACCGAACGAGUACAUUUUAGGUGUUGAGGCUCUAGGUUGCUUGAAAGAUAUCAAAGAGUUGCUGAAACGUAUAGAUGAGGAAAGGAACAUCUGGAGUGUUUCCUCUGCAUGUCAUGAUAGUGGGCUUUUUGUCAACGAUUUGAUCCCAAUCUUGGUGCAAUACGGAUCAUUUGACACUACAAACCAGAAUCCAGAGACCGUGAAAAUACUUUUAGUCGGAAUAGAGUUGAUGGUUAGACUUUUGACGCCUUUACGAUUAGACGACGAUUCCAAAGAAAAUAGAAUAGAGUUGCAUGCAAAAUUAAAAAGAGCACAGAUAGAGUACAAAUACCAUUUACUACAUUAUAAAAAAGGAAAAAUAUUUAAAUACUUAAUUGCAUUGAUUAUACCCAUCUUACAGCUGGAUUUGAAAAACGUCACUAGAAGGGACAACAUUAUCCUCAACCUUUGCCUAACAUUAUUUGCAAAUGUUUUGAGAAUCCAGCCAUCUGAUGCCAGGUCUGCCAAAAAGGGACGAAACAACGUCAUCAACGUUUUUGAGACAUUACCAGCGGGAAUAACGGAAGAAGAUAUCUCAAUUGAUGUUGUGCUUGCAAUCUAUAAAAAAUACCAAGUUCUUUCAGUGGUACAAACAAUAGCAUCUAACUUGUCAAAAGAGUUUGAUACCGAAAUUUUAGGUACUGCAUGUGCUGACUUUUACUUUCACUUAUUUUGGAAUAUAGACCCUACUACUAUUACCGACGAAACUAGCAUUCCUACCAUACAGCAAUCUUUAAGCAAGAAAUUAAAUUUAAGCGACGCAAAUGAACAUGACGACAAGACAGCCGUAUCUGCCAUAAAUAGUCGAUUACAGCAACUUAUCAACGUCGAGAAUGGGAGGAGAAGAGAACUGUUUUCAAAAAAUUCAACCAGGCAUGCCAAUUUUGGUUCAUUGAUCAAUAUUCAAGACAGCAAAUGUAACCGUGUGCUUUCCGGCCAAAGCCAUUUAUUAAAUAACAACGUUCUUGAAAUGCUAGAUUCGAAUGCUUCUAAGACCGGAUCCGGGAAAGCCCUAAAUAGAAAAACUAAAGGACAACUGGGACCAGAACGAUUUAUAAAAUUGACCUAUAAAACAAGGAGUUUGCUCAACAAGUUUGUAGGAGAUUUUAUUCAGAAUGGAUUUGGCGUUAUAUCGAAAGAGAUUUUCAGUAAGUUACUAAAAGAUGCAUCUGUUCAAGACUAUACAUUUCAUUACCAUUACUAUUUUGUUGUAAAAUGGAUUUUGAAGUAUGAGAAAAGUUAUCAAGCAUCCAAUUCAAAGGGAGUGAAGGUGGUAGAAAGAUACAAAUACUUGUUCUACUGGUUCAGCAAAAAAGCUAUUGAUUCUUUGAUGAAUUUUAUUCUUCUUCUAUCUCGAGAUAAAGUUUAUGAUGUUUUGACAAUCGGAAUCUCAGUUUUGAAAGAGAUUAUGCAAGCAGCGAUUAGCAUACAUUCUUAUGAACAUUUUGAAACUUCCAAACUAUUAAAAGAUGAUAAAAAUUUGUUGAAUGCAAUGGUUUUAAGAGGUGAAGGAACUUUAAGACUAAUUUUUUCAGUUAAUACGGAAAUAACCGAAUUGCUGAAUUUACCUAAAAAUUCACACCGGAAAUCUCACCAUCUCGCUAUGGAAAUGAUUGAAUUUACUCACACAGUUCUCAAGGUAAUUAAAUAUAUUCAAUGCUUGAAAGUUCCCAUCAUGUUAGUGGGUAAAAACCCCGAUAGUUAUGAUGAUGAUGGAUUAUUCGAGGGGGAUGAAGUGUCAAAAUUAGAUCCCAAGAAUCUUAAGAGGUACAAAACUUUAGAUAAAGGUCAGUGCGAUAAGUUUAAAGAACUAUUGUAUAAUGAUCAGACUGUUGAUACCCAUAUAUGGCUUUUCUAUCAAUACAAAGAGAUAGAUGAAUCAAAGCUGAAAAUGUGUUUGAGCUAUUUCAGCAAACUAUUGGAAUGUUCAGAAUCUAAUAUUCUCAAACUUGUCCGACUUGAUUUUAUGCUAGUACUGUAUCAGUUGAAAGAUUCUUCAAUAUCUACUACUUUGAAAGUGGAAUUUGGUGACUUAAUGAACUUUUUCAUGCACAAACUCGCAAAGAUGUUUUCAAAUACCCCAACGAUUUUGCUCGAGCCUAUGUCUUUCAAUGAAAUGAAUGACAUUGAGAUUAAAAAAUAUUAUCUUACAGGUGAUCCAUUUUCAUCCGCAGACUUUACUGUACGCGAGCAAAAGUCUAUGUCAAAGUUUGGUGCUGACGAUAUUCGAUUUGUUGAUGACUCCAUAUCCAGCAACGAGAAGAUUGCUCUUCUAGUAUCUCACCUUUAUUUUGAAGACAAAACUGCUGUUAUUGAUGAUUUUGUAAACUUUUUGUCACAGUGGUACCAUGAGUUGAACAAGAGCAUGUCAGAUGAGGUUAAAGUUGUUGGGAAAUUAAACUCUUGGAGGUUAGAAGGAACAUGCCUUAAAGAAUCUAGAACUAACCCUUAUUUCAGAUUACUUUGUCGAUACGGUAAUAUUGUUAAUGGUAUUCUUAUCAAGAGGGAAAGCUCAGAAUUAAUAGACUUCAAACAAAAGAUAGAGAUUUCAUUGAAUACACCAUUGGAAAGUUUUGAACUUGAGAACAAGUUCAUAGAUCCCAAUAUUGCACGAAAAGCAAGAAUGAAGAUGAGUAGAAAGAGUUUAGGAGACGGCAGUGAUGAAGAUGACAAUGAUGAUUAUGAGGAUAGUCAUCAUGGUUAUGGAAAUGAGGGAAUCAAUGACGAUGAGGAUGAUUUGGCAGGAUCUGGUAGUGAUGAGCAAGAUGCUUUGGGAUUGAUGGAAGCUCGAUUAAGUCGUCUUGGCGACAGGGUUAAAGGAAAAGCCAUGAGGAGAAAUGCGGACGGCGAGUUGGUGGAAAUGGGAAAUUCUGGUAGGAGAAAGACCAGAAAAAGAAGAAAGAGGAGAUUAUCGAGUGAUAGCCAGACGCAAGAAAAGGUUGUCAAAAACAAGAAAAGAAUUUACAAGAGAAGAAAGAUUGUUAUGGAUGAUGAUGAAGUUCUAUCAGAUCGUGAAAUUCUCCGUAGGACUCAUCUGUCUAAAGAAUUCAUUAACAACAGCGAUGAUGAACUUUCUGAUGAUGACGAAUUCUUUGCCAGAGAGCAGAAGUUACAGAAGCUUUUACAAAAAAGACAAGGAAGAAUUACAAAAGAGCAGUACGAUUCUCUGAUGGAUGGAACACUAAAUUUGCAAGAUGUUAGUGACUUGGAUGAUCAUUCACUCAGCGAUAGUGAAAACUUAGGUCCUCAAACUGCUCACUCAAAAACUGAUAGGGAGUUUCUUAUGAAAAUGCUCCAACCUUCGGAAGAUAGAGGUGACAGUGAUGAAGAUGAUGAAGAUAAAAGUGACGACAGCAGUGAUAAUAAUAGUCAAGAUUUUUAUAGCGACAACGAAAGUGAUGAAGAUAAUGCAGAAGAAAUUAUUAUCAAUAACGAAACUUCAGGGCAUAUUUCAGCUGAUAUUGUCUCAGGUAGUUCCGAUGAAGAAUUGGUCACUUCAGAAAGCGAGAUAGCAAGUGAUACUUCAAUAACAGAUAGUCUAAAUACCGGGAUAAAUGUCCAAGACAAUGCUACUAAAGAUCCUUUACGAUCAGAUGACAAGGGUUUGACCAACAGUGAUAAACCAACUACCGGAGAGGUUUUUGUGGGAAGGAGUAAAACACAAAGUUCCGAUGAUGCGGACUCAGAUAUAGAAUCCAAUAACUUUGAGAGACAAGCGAAGGCAGUAAAAUUGAGUGAUGUGAGAGAAAAAAGUUCCACCCCUACAACACAGGAGGAUGGUGACAUUUUUGCUGACCUUAGAGCAAUACACGAACUGAUGAAUACUCCAAAUACUGCCCCAAAAAAGUAAUAAUUAUAAUUAAGUUUUUAGUUUUACCAAUUUAUAGUAUAACAUGCAAGAUGU
This is a messenger RNA of Pichia membranifaciens NRRL Y-2026, 4301 nucleotides long. RefSeq lists its product as hypothetical. Gene Ontology annotation, biological process: DNA replication checkpoint signaling; replication fork arrest; DNA repair. The record is from RefSeq and is a predicted model, not a curated record. Lineage: Eukaryota; Fungi; Ascomycota; Pichiomycetes; Pichiales; Pichiaceae. The transcript has a single exon. Bases 36 to 4247 code for a protein of 1403 amino acids. Gene Ontology annotation, cellular component: replication fork protection complex. Gene Ontology annotation, molecular function: DNA binding.